Messenger RNA from Schistocerca americana (American grasshopper), 1410 nucleotides. RefSeq names its product forkhead box protein I2-like. Gene Ontology annotation, molecular function: RNA polymerase II cis-regulatory region sequence-specific DNA binding; DNA-binding transcription factor activity, RNA polymerase II-specific. The transcript has 4 exons. Bases 1 to 1257 code for a protein of 418 amino acids. Gene Ontology annotation, biological process: cell differentiation; anatomical structure morphogenesis; regulation of transcription by RNA polymerase II. The record is from RefSeq and is a predicted model, not a curated record. NCBI's taxonomy places the organism in Eukaryota, Metazoa, Arthropoda, Insecta, Orthoptera, Acrididae.
AUGACCACACCCAGUCUGUCAGUCUCCAAUGUUGACGGCACUGGCAAGGAUGCUGCCAACUCGCUCCACACUGACAACGGCCACAGCGAGGGCUACGCCCCCACACUGGACGAGACGGUGUCGACGGGCACGGCCGCCACUUCGACCUCCGGAUCCGACGGCACCGCGAACGCCGACGGCAGCAGCACCGGUAUAAACGGUGGUGGCACCACAGUGAGCGAUGCUGCCACUGGAGUGGGAGAGGAACAGCACACGGGAAACACUGACUCGGCCAGCACUGCCGAAAAGAGGCCGCCGUUCUCGUACAAGGCACUCAUUGCUAUGGCCAUAGCACAGUCACCUCACAGGAAGGCGAAGCUGUCCGAGAUCUACGCCUACAUCACGAGCCGCUUCCCUUACUUCGAACACAGCAAGAAGGCGUGGCAGAACUCGAUCCGGCACAACCUGUCACUCCACAAGUGCUUCGUCAAAGUGCUGCAGAAGGGUAGAAAGGAGAAGGGCAACUACUGGGUGCUCGACCCGCAGUUCGAGGGCACGUUCAAGGACGCCAAAUACUGUCAGCGACAGUGCAACAGGCAGCCAUUUCACAGGGAUGUGGGGGCGGUGGCAAACUCCGCAGUGCCCGGUGACCUUGCUGCUGCCGACUUGCACUUUGCCACAGAUGAACACAGGUCUACCGAAAUUCCUUCAUUUGAAGAAAGCUAUCUUCAAAACGUGUCCAGUGGUGAGGUAGCGAUGAAGGAAGAAAAAUCGAUCCAUUUCGUCAGUUGUAGUGCUCCGACACGAGGAAUUACCUUACAGUUGGAUAAUUCCUUCUGCAGUACAGCUUAUAUGAGCAUGGUGGACAAUAUCUUUUCUGUCUUCACCUGCAGUUCAUGCCUACAGAGGUUUUCAUCAAAAUACAGCCUCAUAAUGCACGUGUUCAUUCACAUUGAUUGUGUACAGCCACCGUUACACGUUUGUAGAUACUGUGGUGAAGUGUUUCUCACUUAUCGUGGCCUGAAUAAGCAUUUGAGGACGAAAGACGACGACGGGACUCUGAUCGCACAACCAUUUUCUGAUACCGGAAAGAUGUGUCACUCUAGUGAUGUAGUCAGUUCCGAAGACCACGCGCUUGUUUCUUUCGACUCAGUCACUGGUAACAGUUCAAAUGAACAAGUCACUAACACGGAUCUUGUGGAAAGGGCAGAUUCUACUCGACGUAAAGAUGACAGCUCGAGCUGCAUACAGGCACAACAAAAAGACUGUUACACUUGAGCCUCCAGCCGAAACCUUCUUUAGAAAAGGAAAAACAUCCACACAGUCCCACAAGGGAGCACAUCUCACGCACAUGCGACUGCUAUCUCCCGCCACACUGGCCACUCGGUAACUCGUGUCAGACGGGAACAGAAAUCCGGAGUGGGGCACGGA